Molecule: messenger RNA, 2226 nt
Organism: Tigriopus californicus
Lineage: Eukaryota; Metazoa; Arthropoda; Copepoda; Harpacticoida; Harpacticidae
Gene: Mau2
Product: MAU2 chromatid cohesion factor homolog
Exons: 10
Coding region: 181-2037 (618 amino acids)
Biological process (GO): maintenance of mitotic sister chromatid cohesion; mitotic sister chromatid cohesion
Cellular component (GO): SMC loading complex; chromatin
Molecular function (GO): protein binding; double-stranded DNA binding
Source: RefSeq, a predicted model, not a curated record
GUUCAAGUGUGUGUUGUGUUCUGAGAAACAGUUGAGAUCCAGAACUCGAUUGAUUGAUCCUCUCUCCCUACCAAUCUAUUUCUCUCUGAAUCCGUGGAACAGAUCGAAAUCGAUGAGCCCCCGACUGAUCCUGAGGAUGGGCCUGAUUUGCGGUUAAUUAUCCCGAUUCAUCACGCCAAGAUGUCGGGUUUGGAUCCCACAUACGUUUCUUUGUUGGGCUUGAGCGAGGCCUUUUUACAAGUGGGGGAUGUCAAACGGUCGUUGCAAUGCUUGCAAUCGGUGCUGGCGCUCAGUCCGCCCCUCACACCCACGCUCGAGGCCCGCACCCACCUCCAAUUGGGCGUGCUCCUCAAGCAACGCACGAAAAAUCGAGAUUUGGCCAAACAUCACGUGGAACAAGCCUGGUACCAAUCCCAAAAGAUAUCGCCCUUUGACGGGGAUGUCUUGUUCGAAUCCGGUGUGGUCUUGGCGCAAUUCUUCGAGGAGGAAGGUCAGUUCAAUCAUGUCAAACAAGUCUUGCGCAAAGGCAUCGAGCUCUCUCAAAAUCACAGCUACUGGCAUUGUCGGCUCCUCUUCCAAUUGGCCGGUAUUCACGCUGUGGAAAAGGAUUACGUGUCCGCAGUAACGGUUUUAGGUGCGGGUGUGGACUUUGCAUUUAUGGCCGGUGCCAAUUACACCAGAUUGCUCUUUAUGCUCAGCAAGACCAUGUUGCUUUUAUUGGAACGAAAAUACGCCGAAGCCAAUCCCAUUCUUCACACGACGGGUCCGAUGAUCGAGAAUUGGGUACAGCAAAACACUCAUCAAAAAGAGAUGGUAGCCAAACAGCAGAAAGAGUACUUGCAAAUGUUUUUCCUGGUUUUACAGGUCUGUUACUACCUGAUGGUUGGUCAGGUAAAAUCCGUGAAAACAGUCUUGAAGCAACUUCAACAAUCCAUCCAAACCAUUACGGCUCAGGGUUGGCCGCCAGAUGAAGAAAUGGUGUCCACCAACCCAGCUGAUAACUUCCAAUGGCUCUCCAAAGAUCACCUUUGCAUUCUCGUCUACUUGGUCACAGUCAUGCAUAGUAUGCAGGCGGGGUACAUGGACAAGGCUCAGAAAUACACCGACAAGGCCAUCGCUCAAAUCGACAAGCUCAAAACCGUGGAGAACAAGCCCAUCUUAUCUUCUUUUCAUGUCCUGCUCCUUGAACAUAUUAUCCAAUGUCGUUUGGUCACGGGCAACAAAGGAGGAGCCGUGCAGGAGCUUGGACAUCUCUGUCGAUUGCUUGAGGGCAAUCAUAUGCUCCUUCAACGACAUCGAGCCCAGCUUCACACGCUCUUGGGUCUUUAUGCCAUGAGCAUGAACCAAAUGGAUUGGGCUGAGACACAACUCAAUGCGGCCUUAAGGACGUCUCAAGAACGUGAGUUGUGGACCUUUGCGAAUUUGAAUCUUGCCAUCGUGUACCUGAGGAGUCGCCGAGACGCGGAUUUCGUGGCUCUGCUCGACCGGAUAUCUCCAGAGAGACUGCCUUCUCAAUCCCACAGCCUUCAAGCGGCAGCUUUUUAUAUCCAGGGAUUGCAGGCAUUCUUUGCUGCCAAAUACAACGAUUCCAAACGAUAUUUAAGAGAAACCUUAAAAAUGGCCAAUGCCGAAGAUCUCAAUCGCCUGACCUCGUGCUCCUUAGUACUUCUGGGUCAUAUUUUUUUGUCUCUAGGAAAUUCUCGCGAAUCCAUGAACAUGGUCACGCCUGCCAUGCAACUGGCCUCCAAAAUACCCGAUGUCAAUGUUCAAUUAUGGGCCUCGGCCAUUCUCAAAGACUUGUAUCGAAUGUCCGGUGAUCACAUGCGAGAGCAAGAAGGCCUUCAGAUGCAUACGAGUUAUUCCCAAGUCCUUUUGGAGGACCAUUUCCGUGCCACCCAAUUGCCCGAACACAACCUCAUUCAAUGGACGGAUGGACCAUUCCCUCAGUUUCCACCCUCAGCCCCUAUAGCCAAUACCACACCUCUUCAGGGAGGGGUGGCCAACCCGGUAGUGGGUGAUGGUAAUACUCAAUUUUAACUACUUGGACCUCAGAACUUGGAAAGAACGUGUUGCCCUUGUUGAACCCGAGAACUCAUAUGCAUUCAAACAUCUGGAUCAUCUAUCUAAGUAUAACCGGGAGUUAUUACUUGACCCGUAUUAUGACAUUUCCCCCCCCCAGUACAAAAUCAUGCUCGUGACGAAAUAUAUUCCCUAUUUUUGACAGAA